Knipowitschia caucasica is the source of this 684-nucleotide messenger RNA. NCBI's taxonomy places the organism in Eukaryota, Metazoa, Chordata, Actinopteri, Gobiiformes, Gobiidae. The record is from the annotation of a GenBank genome assembly.
AUGGACAAUGGUCCUCGCAGCAGGAGUGAGAGUGUGUCAGCGGACGAUGACUGUGGCUCUUCUUCCAUCAGCGACCGAGACUGUCCCCGACGACGGAGACAGAAGAACAGAGACGCUGCACGGAGGAGCCGCCAGAAGACCACAGAGCGAGCAGACGAGCUGCACCAGGAGCUGCAGAGUCUGGAGCAGGAGAACUCUCGUCUUCAGAAGGAGAUCCGGGCUCUCAAGAGAGACAAGGACCUGUUCUCCUCAGCUCUGGAGAAGCAUGAGCCACUCUGCUGUCGCUGCCCUGUCGCCCCCCCUCGGGUUGGUCGCCCUGGGGUCGGUCCCCCUCAGCUCGGCCCCCUUCUGAUUAGCCCUCCUGGGGUCGGUCCCCGUCGGGUCGGCCCUCCUCGGGUUGGCCCCCCUGGGGUCGGGCCACCUCAGGUCGGCCCCCCUGGGGUCGGCCCCCCUCAGGUCGGCCCCCCUGGGGUCAGCCCCCCCGUCCUGCAGUCUGUCCCUCUGUGUCACACAUCAGUGGGGACAGAGGGACAAUUUGAGCGUCCUUUCAGCUCAGGGCCCCUUCCCUUGGAGGCCCCCGCCCCACAGGACCCACUGGCCCCUGGACCUGUGGACCUGGCUCUGUUCAAUGACCUCAAACUGUUACUGGACGACGACUGGCUCCUGAAUGUGCAGCAGAUCUGA